This is a messenger RNA of Gopherus evgoodei (Goodes thornscrub tortoise), 3201 nucleotides long. RefSeq names its product BMP/retinoic acid inducible neural specific 3 (gene BRINP3). The record is from RefSeq and is a predicted model, not a curated record. NCBI's taxonomy places the organism in Eukaryota, Metazoa, Chordata, Testudines, Testudinidae. Bases 525 to 2870 code for a protein of 781 amino acids. Gene Ontology annotation, biological process: positive regulation of neuron differentiation; negative regulation of mitotic cell cycle. The transcript is spliced from 9 exons.
AAUUGAAUGUGUUGGUUGGUGGAUGGGAGAGGAGCGAAAAGAUCAGUGUUCUCUCAGUACGUGCUCCUGUCCCUGAGAGUCCUCCUUCCUUCUCCUUCAAAUGCUGGAUUAUCUCUGGAGGGAGGAGUUAAAAAGCCCCUCAGCCCUCGGAUCCAGUUGAGAAAGUCUAUUUCCCUUUCAGCUCCUUUCGUCUGGGCUGAGCAUGGAACCCCUACUCCUCGUCACCUUGCUGUAGCUGUGUGUGACUUCCCGCUUCAGUCUUCCCUCCAGGGGAACCUAUCGGGAGCAUCAUUAUUGACCGUUCUCCCUCACCCAUUGAGCCAGGGUGUGUAAUUAAUCAAAUCCCAAUAGGGGCUAGUGAAUUGCGCUUCCCCUGCUGCUGCGGGGAUCCUCCACUACCAAACGAGUCAGGGGGAAGAAACUUUCAGCGCAGUCAGAUCCUUUUCCUCACCCCAGAUGUAGCUGAAUGUCUAGGUGUUGAGGGAAAGCUAAGAGAAUGAAGACUCUAAGCCCACAGUGGAAGCAUGAUAUGGCGAUGCAGUGCUGGUGCUGAAUUGUUCUCUCUGAUGGCUCUAUGGGAGUGGAUAGCACUGAGUCUUCAUUGCUGGGUUUUAGCGGUUGCUGCCGUUUCAGAUCAGCAUGCCACAAGCUCCUUCAACUGGCUCCUCUCUGAUAAGGGACCCUUCCAUCGCUCACAGGAAUACACAGAUUUUGUGGACAGAAGUCGACAGGGAUUUAGCACAAGAUACAAGAUUUACAGAGAGUUUGGCCGCUGGAAAGUAAACAAUCUAGCUGUUGAAAGAAGAAAUUUCCUUGGCUCCCCACUGCCUCUUGCACCUGAAUUCUUUCGCAACAUAAGACUACUUGGACGUCGCCCAACCCUUCAGCAAAUCACAGAGAACCUUAUCAAGAAAUAUGGGACACAUUUCCUAUUGUCAGCUACCUUGGGAGGAGAGGAGUCACUCACAAUUUUUGUGGACAAGCGGAAGCUGAGUAAGCGAUCAGAAGGAAGUGAUCCCAGCACCAAUAGUUCUUCUGUGACUCUGGAGACUCUGCACCAACUGGCAGCCUCUUAUUUCAUUGACAGGGACAGUACUCUCCGUAGACUUCACCAUAUUCAGAUUGCCUCCACUGCCAUCAAGGUAACAGAAACCCGGACUGGCCCUCUUGGCUGCAGUAACUAUGACAACCUAGAUUCUGUCAGUUCUGUUCUUGUUCAGAGUCCUGAAAAUAAGAUUCAGUUGCAAGGUCUUCAGCUCAUCCUGCCUGAAUAUCUGCAGGAGCCUUUUGUGCAGGCAGCUUUGAGUUAUAUUGCCUGCAAUUCAGAGGGGGAGUUUAUCUGCAAAGAUAAUGAUUGCUGGUGUCAGUGUGGCCCCAAAUUCCCAGAGUGCAACUGUCCUUACAUGGACAUUCAAGCCAUGGAAGAAACCCUGCUUCGCAUAAGUGAAACCUGGAAUGCUUACAACAGCGAAUUUGAAGAGUCAGUUGCCAAGAAUUCAGAGUCUACCUGCAAUGUGGACACCAGCUUAGAUGAAUUCAAGUUCUUUAUGAAAAGGCUGCCCAUGAACUAUUUCCUCAACACGUCUACCAUAAUGCAUUUGUGGACAAUGGAUUCUAAUUUUCAGCGUCGUUAUGAGCAACUGGAAAACAGCAUGAAACAACUUUUCCUUAAGGCACAGAAAAUUGUGCACAAGCUCUUUAGCCUAAGUAAGAGAUGCCAUAAACAGCCACUCAUCAGCUUGCCAAGACAGAGAUCGUCAAUCUAUUGGCUAAACCGCAUCCAAUCUUUUCUGUACUGCAAUGAAAAUGGUCUUCUGGGAAGCUUUUCUGAAGAGACUCAUUCGUGCACCUGCCCUAAUGAUCAGGUCGCCUGCAAUGGGUUCCUUCCCUGCAUUGUGGGAGAUGGCUCUGCAUGUUUGACCUGUGCACCUGACAACCGCACCCGCUGUGGGAACUGUAAUACUGGAUACAUGCUAAGCCAAGGGCUUUGCAAGCCUGAAGUGGCAGACUCCACAGAGCACUACAUUGGGUUUGAGACAGAUCUUCAGGAUCUGGAGAUGAAGUAUUUAUUGCAAAAAACAGACCGGAGGAUUGAAGUCCAUGCCAUUUUCAUCAGCAAUGAUAUGCGCCUCAAUAGCUGGUUCGAUCCCUCCUGGCGCAAACGGAUGCUCCUUACCCUUAAGAGUAACAAGUACAAGUCUAGCUUGGUCCAUAUGAUACUGGGUAUCUCUCUUCAAAUUUGCCUAACAAAAAACAGCACCUUGGAACCUGUUCUAGCUGUUUACGUCAACCCUUUUGGAGGCAGCCACUCUGAAAGCUGGUUCAUGCCUGUGAAUGAAAACAGUUUCCCAGACUGGGAGCGGACUAAGCUGGACUUACCUCUUCAGUGUUAUAACUGGACGCUGACUCUAGGCAACAAGUGGAAGACAUUUUUUGAAACAGUACAUAUCUACUUGAGGAGUCGAAUUAAGUCAAAUGGUCCAAAUGGCAAUGAAAGCAUCUACUAUGAACCCCUGGAAUUUAUCGAUCCUUCACGUAACCUAGGCUACAUGAAAAUCAACAACAUCCAAGUGUUUGGCUACAGCAUGCACUUUGACCCAGAAGCAAUUCGGGACUUAAUUUUGCAGCUGGACUACCCCUAUACUCAGGGAUCACAGGACUCAGCACUUUUGCAGCUUUUAGAGAUACGGGACCGUGUAAAUAAACUCUCCCCGCCUGGCCAGCGUCGUCUAGACCUGUUCUCUUGCUUGCUACGACAUAGACUCAAACUAUCUACCAGUGAGGUGGUGAGGAUUCAAUCCGCUUUGCAGGCCUUUAAUGCCAAAUUACCAAACACAGUGGAUUAUGACACAACCAAAUUAUGUAGUUAACCAUCAAUGUGAAGCACAACACAAAACCUUGAAGGAGUUUUUACAGUGCUUUUGUGGAACAGUUUAUGUUUGGAGGAGUAAAUUUAAAUUGUCUUUUCAAUAUCUGUCUUAUAUCAGUCAAUACCAUUGGAUGGCAAUUUACACACAUGAACUUGCUGACAAUGAAUAUAUUAUACCUGCAGUUUUGGUUUAUGAAUGAAAUAAAUACUGACACCAGUCUAGAAGACAUUCUACUUUUUACAAUAAAUUUCAUUUGUAAUUUUAUAUGUUCCGUGGCAAUGCUUUUGUGCAUUACAUCCUCUAGAAGGAACAUAAAAGGAUACCAAUAAAA